AUGGAGCGUGUGGAAGUUGAACAUCGUCCCAAGGCGGUGUUCGUUCUUGGACCAUCUUCUAGCGGAAAGACAACGCUCUGCGAAGCACUGUCGAAGAAACUUGGGGUUAGACCGCCCCUGUACAUCAAGGAGGUUGCGCGUGAAGUCAUGGCCACUCACGGGUUCACUCGUUCGGACGUGGACACCUUCGCGAUGCAACAUGCCAUAAUGCUCGCGCAACUUGUCGCAGAGGAGAAGGCCAUGUCCGCAGCCACAGAGCAUCAAGGCCCGCGGAAAACGAUACUGAGUGAUCGCUCCGCGAUCGACCCGAUCGUUUACGCGGCGACAUCGCAAUCGUCAGAGGCCAAAGAGCGCCAUCAGCGCUUGCUCGCGGAGCAAUCACUGCAGGAGAUUCUUCCUUGGUAUCAAGAAUCGCUGUUCGUGGACGAAUGGUUGGAGGACGACGGCGUGCGUUCCCUUGAAGAUCCUUGGAAAUAUAGCGGGGCACUGAGGUCGACACUGGAUAGCCUAGGAAUUUCGAGGAUGACGUUGGGGAAGGAGGUCAAAAGCUUGGAGGAGCGAGUGGAGUUGGUUUGUCGUAAAUUGGAACAGGCCGAGGCCAUUGAGGACGCGAUAAGCGCCGAAUAUCAAUGA
Epithele typhae is the source of this 633-nucleotide messenger RNA. RefSeq names its product AAA domain-containing protein. The coding region runs from base 1 to 633 and encodes 210 amino acids. The transcript has 2 exons. The record is from RefSeq and is a predicted model, not a curated record. NCBI's taxonomy places the organism in Eukaryota, Fungi, Basidiomycota, Agaricomycetes, Polyporales, Epitheliaceae.